UCCAGAACAAUUCCUUACCGAGAGAGAGAGAGAGAGAGAGAGAGAGAGAGAGAGCGAGGCGAAAGGCGAGAGUGAUGGCGGCGGUGAGGGCGGGCUUCCGGCGGCUUUUCUCCAUCUCUGCCUUCUCUCCUCCGCUUCCCGCAGCCGCCGCUUCGGCGGCCGAGCCGUCGUCCAACCUCUUCGUCUCAGGGCUUAGCAAGCGUACUACAUCGGAGGGACUCAAUGAAGCGUUUUCAAAGUUUGGUCAAGUAGUCCAAGGUAUCUGUUUCUUCUUAAGGACUUCUAUGAGGGACCCCAUCCACAAGAUGCUAACUGUAAUUUAUGUGCAUAUUACAGCAAGGGUUGUGACUGAUCGUGUAUCAGGAUAUUCUAAAGGUUUUGGUUUUGUAAGAUACACAACGGUAGAAGAAGCAGCAGAAGGCAUAAAAGGCAUGGAUGGCAAGUUUCUGGAUGGUUGGGUUAUUUUUGCUGAGUAUGCUAGACCCCGGCCGCCUCCACAAGGACCGCCACAACCUUAAACACCAGCACAGCCGCUUCACAUGUUCAUCUGGCUAUCAGUAGAGGUUUGAGGACCUCCAAAGAUUUUGAUAUUUUAUGGGAGCAAGACAGUUUUCAAAUGUUUGAAUGAGUGCCUUGAUUGCACUGAUUGUCAUUUGGUGGGAAGCAGGACCUAUUUGAUGAUGUAAUGGAAGUAUGACGCAUGUUUGAAAGACUUAUUAUAUAGACCUAUAAUUUGCUUAUGGGUUUGCAUCCGUGUAUGUGCUAACUUGAAUGCGAAGAAUCGACAUAAAGCUUUUUAUGGGUCUGUCAUAAGGUAUUUUAUAGUGAUGUUUGUUUCAGGCUUCGCCCUA
Molecule: messenger RNA, 851 nt
Organism: Phoenix dactylifera (date palm)
Lineage: Eukaryota; Viridiplantae; Streptophyta; Magnoliopsida; Arecales; Arecaceae
Source: RefSeq, a predicted model, not a curated record